AUGAUUGUCUACAGAAGGGAUCGAAUACUCAUCUGUCUUCUUGUGAUUGUGAUGGCAGGAGCAGAGGUGAAGGAACACCUCUCACCUGAGUGUAAACAGUUCCUGUACAUGGGCACCUUGCCUCGAGGUCUUGAGGAGCAGCAUUUUAAAACGAUUUGCCAGAUCUAUGUGGGCCACCCAAGAUUUGUCACCCUGUACGACACCUUCAACCACAUCCCUGUUUAUUCUGCGUACACCUUCAAGCGCUCGGACGGCUCCAAGAAGGUUGAUGUGCCUUGGAUGUAUGAGCCACAGCUCUCCACAGUGUCUGAAUCACGUGAGAUGCAGCCGUUCCCUUCAGAAAACGUCCACAGUAGUUUUGAGGAUGCUCAGGCCGUGCUCGACGACUACUCGAACACUGUAAUCUAUGAACGUGGUCAGCUGAAUCCAGACGAGCACCAGGCCCACCCUGAUGACAAAGCAUCCACCUACACCCUGACAAACGUGGUCCCUCAGGUCCGAGAGUUCAACAUUGGUCCCUGGAAAACCCACGAGCACAUCAUUCGCAGGCGGCUCAACAACUACUGUCGUGGCACCGCCUAUGUAGUCACCGGGGUCACUACCUCGGGGCACACGAUCCGCCGCCACAACAUCAAUCGCCUGGGCAUCCCUACCUACCUCUGGUCGGCCUACUGCUGCAUUGAUUUUGACCACAAUGCACCGUACUCAGAGCGCUCUAAGUUUCCUGCGUUUGCAGCUCAUGGGCUCAACGACAGGGAGGAUAACAAGGUUCAAGAGAUGACGGUGCCGCAGCUGGAGGACUUCCUGAAGAGGGUAACUUAUGUUGGCAGCUCUUUCCAGAUCUUCUAUGACAACUGUGUUCCUCCUAAUAGUGCCCUGCAUCUGCCUUAA
This is a messenger RNA of Perca flavescens (yellow perch), 891 nucleotides long. Its product is annotated as endonuclease domain-containing 1 protein. Gene Ontology annotation, molecular function: hydrolase activity; metal ion binding; nucleic acid binding. The record is from RefSeq and is a predicted model, not a curated record. Bases 1 to 891 code for a protein of 296 amino acids. The transcript has 2 exons. NCBI's taxonomy places the organism in Eukaryota, Metazoa, Chordata, Actinopteri, Perciformes, Percidae.